Messenger RNA from Prorocentrum cordatum, 2982 nucleotides. The record is from the annotation of a GenBank genome assembly. NCBI's taxonomy places the organism in Eukaryota, Dinophyceae, Prorocentrales, Prorocentraceae.
AUGGGCCACGCCCUCGCCAGCGGGCGGGCCCCGCCAGCGGCGGCGUGCGGCGUGCGGCAGCAGUGGCGGCAGCGCGUGCGCCCCGAGCGCGCGCGCGGACUCGCGGCGGCCUCCGCACUGCCGGCGCCUCGGCCGCCGGAGUCGGCCGCCGCGGCGCGCGGGACGGUCGACGCUCGGAGGCCGGCGCCGGUCACCGCCGAGCGGGUGCUGACCGACACGGUGGCCCGGGCGGAGUCGCUGGAAGAGCUGCACGCGGCCCUGUGGCGCCACGGCGAGGCGCUGAGCCUGCGGGGGUGCACUUCCGCCCUGUGCAGCCUGGCGAGGCUGGCGACGAGGGGGAAGCUGCCGACGACCCGCGGCGGCGGCCCCUCGCGCGCCUUCGGCUCCGCGCAGCCGGCCGAGGUCGUCCCUGCGGCCGCGGGGCAGGGCGCCGAAGGAGCUCGCAGCACUGCCGGCGCCCGCGGCGCCGCGGCCGAGGUGGCGCUGGCGGCCCGCCUUGCGCCGCUGGUGGCCGACGGGCGUGAGCCGCUGGCUGCAAGGACGGUCGCGAGCUUGCUCUGGGCGCUCGCCAAGCUGGCUCAGCGGCCUCCCUUCGACGGGCUGGCGUUGCCGCUGUGCCGCCGCGCGGCCAGGGAGCUCCCGCCGCUGAGCGGGCGCGAUGCUGCCCAGGUGCUCUGGGCUGCAGCCGUGAUGGAUCUCGGUAACUCGACGAACGGCAUCGUCGACCUCGCGGCGAGCGUGCUCCAGGGCCAGGCCGGCAAGGGCGAGCUCGGCCACCGCGACCUGGCGCAGUCGUUGUGGGCCGCGGCACACCUGCAGGAGAGCGGGGUACCAGGCAUGCUGCCCCUGGCGCUCGCGCUGGCUCGAGCAGCGCAUGGCUGCUCGGGCGAGCAGCUCCUUGCAGAGCUGACGAGCAGCGCCGCACUGUCGCUUCCGACCAUGACUCCCGUCAUGGUCUCCAACUGCGCGUGGGGCGCGGCGCGAGCGGGAGUGCCGGCGGGGCCCUUCUACGAUGCGGUGGCAGCAGCGGCUUCGCGCCAUUUGCGGCAGGGUAACCCAGCUCUGACCGAUCAGCAUGUUUGCAACAUCGUCUGGGCAUUCACGAAGGUGUCGGCACAGAGUCCAAUGGUCUUGGAGCACAUGCUCGUGGUCGGGGAGGAGUGCUGCAGGCGGGGCCAGUUGGCCCGCAUGGAGAGCCACCACGUGGCGGGCGUGGCCUGGGGUCUCACCAAGGCGUUUGCGCCAGAGCAUCUGCCCUCGGAGAGUUCGGGUGCCGUGCUCCCGGAGCCUGUCCGCAGGCUCGUAGCGGACGCCGCGGGCGCGGCGCUGCUGGGGGUGCAGAGGUUCGGGGCAGAUCUGGCCUGGGUCGUCUGGUCCGUGGCUCGCGCCACGCUGCGGGACCAGGCCGUGGCGCUCUUCUCGCCGGUCGUGGAACGGCUGGCCGCGAUGCCGCCCGGGCAGGUCGGCAUCCAAGAUUUCACAAUGCUGUCGUGGGCCCUGGCCACCGCCGACAUGUCGCGCCACCACCUGCCGGCAGCCUCCUUCGACGUGCUCACCACUGAAGUGCUGCGUGGUCUGCGAGGUGGCCAGCCGGGUGCGGACCGCAGCUCUUUCCUGGCGGUGAUGGCGUGGGCGUGCGCGCGGGCAGACCUCCGUGGCGCUGCGGUCGGCAUCGUGGAGGCGGCGGCCGCGGCAGGGGCUCGGGCCCUCGCCAGCAGGGACAGCACGUGGAGCCUGAGGCACCUGACGAUGGUGGCGUGGGCCGCGGUGGUGCAGGGCCAGCAGCGAGGGGCGUCCGCGCGCUUCGUCUUCGACGCGUACGUCUACGCCGCGGGGCGCCUCGGGCUGGGCCCCGGCGGCGGCGGCGUGGAUAACCCGACGGAGCACGUCGGCCAGCUGGCCCUCAUCGGCGCCGCGCUGCGCUGCGAGCCCGAGUACGCCUCCGCCUGCGAGGGCGUGCGGCUGCCUCGGGUGGCGCGGCGGCUACACGUGACUGAGUCGGACUUCCAGCGCGAGGUGGAGGAGUCGCUGCGGGGCGUGCUCGCGCGGGUCGGCGGCAGCUCCCACCUGCAGGUGGAGGCGGUGGCGCCGGGCGGGAUCUCGAUGGAUCUGGCGCUCGGUCGCCGCGAGCACCUCCUCGGCGCGCCCCGCAUCCUCGAGAGAGGAGCCGCGGACGUAGCCGUCAGGCGAGGGCCAGCCCGCCUUGGCCAUGUCGAUGCCCAGUCCGCGCGCCAGCCUGCCCACCCAGUUGCGCGCACUGCCGCCCACAAGGAGAGCGAGCUGCUUCGCGCAGGCGGGAACCAGCACCCUGCCGCCCGCAGCCACAGGCGCAAACUUGCGAGGGAAGUCUUGGACGCGAUGAUCGAGCAAUGUCAAGACUCCAACGUUCUUGCUGGUGGGCUCUUCUGCGAGCGUGCCAAAUGCAACGUGCGGCUGAAGGACUGGCGGGCCGUGAUCAAGGACGUGGGGAACGCCACCUACCGCAAUCACGAGCUGGUGCAGCCGUGCCCUCGUCGAGGGGAAGCUUCAAGCCCGAAGAGCCCCCGAGGAACUCCAGGAGCCCUCGAGAGCCUCCAGGACGCCGUGAAGGAGCUGGAAAGCUUGUUCUCUUGGCACAGGGACCAGGCUACGCAUGACAAGCUGCAGGAAGCUAAGUUCUUGCUCAGGAAGCACCGGCGGCCGAACUUCUACGACCUCCUCGGCUGCCCCUCGGUGGCGUCGCACCUGGAGAUCAAGAAGGCCUACAGGGAGCGCGCCGCCGAGUGGCACCCCGACAAGAAGGGCCACCUCGACGACGCCGGCAAGAAAAACGCCGAGGAGAUGUUCAAGCGCAUCGGAGAGGCAUACGAGAUCCUCACCGAUCCGCAGAAGAAAGAGCUAUACGACAAAGGCUACGACCUCGAAGGCAUCGAUGAACAGAUCCAGAUCAAGAAGCAGCGCACGGGCAUGGGCGGAUGCUGCGGCAUGCCCCACAGGCACUGA